Molecule: messenger RNA, 741 nt
Organism: Dendrobium catenatum
Lineage: Eukaryota; Viridiplantae; Streptophyta; Magnoliopsida; Asparagales; Orchidaceae
Exons: 3
Coding region: 120-641 (173 amino acids)
Source: RefSeq, a predicted model, not a curated record
UUCUAAAAUGAAUUCUAUCUUGGCUGCAAAGCAAGGCCGCAGGACAUCAAAAAGAACACUUCAAUUCUCCGUUUCCUCCUCUACCUUCCCAUCCAUCGUGAUUCUACCAGUUUCUGAGAAUGGUGAGGGUUGGUGGGAUCGUUGUGUGCCUCUUGAUUGUAAUCAUGGACAUUGUUGCAGGCAUACUAGGCAUUGAAGCUGAGAUAGCCCAAAGCAAGGGAAAGAACUUGAGAGUGCUUAUCUUUGAGUGUAAGGAGCCAGUCCAUCAAGCCUACAGGCUUGGGAUCGCAGCUGCAGUAAUCCUGGCAGCAGCUCAUGUGAUUGCUAACCUUCUUGGUGGGUGCACUUGCAUCUGCUCAAGGCAAGAGUUUGAACAUGCUUCAGCAAACAGGCAAAUGGCUGCAGCAACUCUUGCUGUCUCAUGGGUUAUAGUGUUGGUCGGCUUCUCAUUGCUGAUGAUAGGAGCUAUGUCAAACGCAAAGUCAAAAGCCACUUGCGGGUUCGGGCACCGCCAUUUCCUUUCCAUAGGAGGGAUCCUUUGCUUUGCUCAUGGAUUAUUCACCGUGGCCUACUACUCCUCAGCUAUUGCGUCCUGGGAUGAGGGCAAAUUCAUGGGAAGACCCCAGCAAGCUCAUCCCUAGAAGAAAUCUCAAGUUCUGAUCAAUAAUGUGAGAACGCUUUGUUUGUUCAUAAUUCGUGAAAUUAAGUGAUGGAAUGUUAACGUGUGAGAAAUUUCCUUUC